AUGCACUUUGCUCUCGCUCUCUCCAGCUACUCCUCCUAUGCAGCAUCCCCUGAGGCUCUCUUCUCCUUCAGUUCCUCCAGACUCAACUCGCCAAGCCAGCGCCCCGACCCCCGGAGGCCCCCCGGCCACACGCGCACGCGGACCCGGCCCCCGCCGCGCCGGCCCGCCCCUCCCCCUCCCCGGGGCCACUUACCGGGGGCCGGAGCCGGGGAGGGGGCGGGCGCGGGCGGGGGCUGCGGUCCCGGGCUGCUCUCAGCCCCGGGGGGCCGGGGCCGGGGCCAGCGGCAGCGGCGGCGCAGCGUCUCCCCCAGGCGGCGGCGGUGGCGGCGGCGGCACCGUCCCACUCCCCCGCACCGCGCCACGAAAGGUACCGCGGGGCCCCGCCUCGGACGCGAGCGGAGGCGCGCCCCUCCCCCGGCCCGCCCGGCGGGGAAUGGGGCCCUGGCCCCGCCGCCGCCGCCGCCAGGGCCCGCCCCCUCCGGGGGAAUGGCACCCGUCCCCCUCCCCGAAGGCGCUCGAUGGUACCAGCCCGCCGCGGCCUCCACCCCCCCUCUCCCCCGCCUGGCCCGGGAGAAGCCGCCCUCGCCCCGCCCACCCGGAGCCCCGCCCCCGCGCUACACGAGGGCCCGCCCUGUCGGCACCGCCUCCUGCUUUGCAUAA
Molecule: messenger RNA, 660 nt
Organism: Peromyscus eremicus (cactus mouse)
Lineage: Eukaryota; Metazoa; Chordata; Mammalia; Rodentia; Cricetidae
Product: basic proline-rich protein-like
Exons: 3
Coding region: 1-660 (219 amino acids)
Source: RefSeq, a predicted model, not a curated record